AGUAUCGUGCUGAAUGUCAUACCAAGCGGAAGCUUUUCAACAUUCGUCCAACAAUCGCUCGAAACCCUAACAUGAACAUUCAUCGGAAUUUAUAUACCCAAAGAUAUAAAAUAUUCAGUCUAAGGCAAUUAGAGUUGCUCAAAUUGGAAACAAUAGCAAACAAUCAGCUAUUGCGAAUGGAAGAAAACCAACCCCAAAACACAAAUGGCACGUCGAUAUUUUUUUUUCUUUUUCGUAACAAAAAAUAUGGAUUCCGUAACAGUAUUUGUUGAACAUGUGCAAGUGAAACAGAAGUAUUCCUGAUUAACGUUUUACUUUUGAUGAGUUUGAAAUAAGAUCAAGCGUGUAGAUUCUUUUUUUUUGUAAAAGGUUAUCAGAUAAAAGUUUUCAUAAAGAAAAAUGCAUUGAAUGGGUGUGACUGCUAAAAAUCACGAUGCGUAUGGUUUUCAUUCAAAGGAAAUAGUUUUUUUUUUGCUUGAAAAAUUAUUAACUUGAAAAGUGAUGGACCAAACGAAAUAAAUUACUUUGUGAAAAGUUAAACGCACUGACAGGGAUACGCUCGGUGGUUAGUUUUUUUUUUCGUCUGCGUAGUUUCGAGAAAAUUAAUUUUCAGCCAUAAGUCAAACAAUAUGGUAAUGUGAAAAGUUUGUAAUUAAUCAAGAUAUUACGACGGUCAGUGGAUAUUUGAUGCAUUACGGUGCUGUGGUGAACGACUUUUUAAAGAAACCACACUGACAUAAACCACACAAAAUGGGUCGACAUCGUUUAAACACAACAAUCAACACCUAAUUUAAUCGUCAAACUAACCCAGGACGUGUAUGAUCACACAGACUAACCGCAUAACGAAAAGCUUAUAGUUCCCAUUCGAAAAGGCGUUCGUGGAAAAUUCCGGUGUAAAUUUAAAAAAAACCGAAAAUGUCAUGUAAAACACAGUAUUAGAACACAUGUCGACAAUUUCAAUUUAUUGAGCAAUUUUCGGAUACAAAACCAACAGAAAAAAAAACACAAAAUUGCUAACAAAAUGGCCAAAAACGGUGCACAGAUCAAUGAUUUGCCGGACCAGCAUUUGAUUACAGUUUUUCAAUAUAUUACUGGUUUGGAAAAUAUGACCGACAAUGAGCUUAGUAAACCGAUACUACGACCCGGUCUAUAUGACACAUACAUUCUGUUCAUUAUACAGUAUGCACUGCUGUCGGUAAUUGGAAUGGUGACAAAUAUUUGGAUCAUUUAUUAUAUUGCUCGUCAUAAAUUGUAUCGUGACAAUACGCACGCGUUUUUCAUCAAUUUAAGCGUAUGCCAUUUCGUUCAAAGUGCUUUCGUAUUGCCCGUAACCCUUGUGGUAAUCAUAGUGCACAACUGGAUUCUCGGACAAUUUAUGUGCUAUUUCGUGCCGAUGUUGCAGGAUAUUCCUCUACAUGCCGCGCUGCUGACGCACCUAUUGAUUGCAUGGGACCGAAUGCGAUGGCUAAACGAUCCAAUGAAUUCGCGGUUCCCAGCUUUCGUGUGCAGCUGUGCCACGUGGCUGACUGGCAUGGUUAUCGCAUUGCCCUAUCCCAUUUACACUACGUAUCUCGAUCUUGGAUUGUAUUUCCAGAGAUUCCAUGAUGUUGGCAUAUGUGUUGUGAAUCUGGUGGAUGACAGUCAAGAAUACACACGAGGACUAUUUUUCCUAAUGUAUAUCGCACCGAGUGUCAUACUAGCCUAUCUAUACAUACAUACGGCGAAAGAUCUACGGCCUCCGGAAGGUGAAUUAAGUGUGAUGAUGUAUGAGCAAAGGGCCGAUAUUAUAGCUCACCGCCAUCAACGACAUUCAACGACAUCGUCGACACGUAGUCGAACCAGCUAUGGGCGUUCAUACGACUUGUACGAUGCACAGACGGAUGCAACUCGAGAACAGCGCACACAAUAUCUACUGGGCACGAUGGCUGCAUGUGAAAUCAUUUGUAUCGGUCCUUUGAUGGUUUUACGAUUUGCGCGGCAACAAAUGGAUGAAACGUACGAGAAUUCGUCGCAUUUCGAUAUAACUUAUUUGCUGUUGAUCUGGGUGGCAUUUUUACCGACGAUCAUAAGCCCCGUUAUGUAUUCCAUGUGGAUAUUAUCCGGACCGACAAAAGAUCGAAUCUGGCGCUAUUUCCGUUUAUCGUCACGUCAAAGUAAUAGCGAUAAUAAAUUGGAAUCGCAACGCUCAAUAGAAAAUUCAAUUACGCAAGAAAAUACAACGGAAACCCUGGAUAUCGAAGCGAAAAUUCCACUUGCACCAAAAACCGCUCACAUUAUCAGCACCACCGGCAGCCACACCAGUAAACCAACAGGUAAAGUGAAUCCAACAACCGCAAAUGCACUGAAACCAAAACGGCCUGUAAGCCGUACAAAUCCAAACCGAACGAGCAUUCGAAAUAAAACUGUACACAAGGACCUCAUUCGACCGGAACGUACUCGUUCAUCAGAGGAGAUGAAUAAUUCAUGUUCGAAUAUAACGGCCAGCACUUAUAUUAAUGGCAAUGAAGUGAGUACGAGCAGUGGAAUCGGUGUGGAUUUCGAGAGUAUCGCGGCGACCGAACAACCGAAAAUAAACUUUGAUCGUGAGAGCGUUUACAGUGGCGUUAGCAACGAUCGAUACUCGCAUCGAAGCCAUGACAGGCUGUCAGAAAGUGGUAAUUUAUUGUUAAGACGUGAAUCGUCAAGUACGUACGAGCGCGAUAUGGAUAUAAUCGAUUUGUUGGAGCGCGAACGCAGCGUGGAUUUGAGCGAAAUGAUUGAGCGUGAACGGCAGAAAACUGAACGUUAUCGCAAGAAAGUGCCAAAUACACGAACCAAUUCGAGUGUUGAACGACGAAAAUUGCCAGACAUUACGAAAAUAACUGCACCAUCCAGUCCAAAACGGCCCAUCACAUCGGCCGAACAAUCGAAUAAUUUUCCGAAUUUCGUGUUCACACAUCAGUUCAAUGAAUUUGCAGAGGCUCGAAGUAAUCGUAAUCGAGAUUCAAAUAGCGGAGGAGGUGGAGGUGGAGGAGGUGGUGUCACUUCCAAUGUACCGUCGGCCAGAAGUCGAAAUAAUUCACAAACUUCAUUUGGCAAACGAAAUAGCGACGCUCACCAGUGCGUUGAAGACGACAGUUCAGUGGGCAAUUUAAAUCGUGUCGCACGUGCACGAAGCAUUGAUUCGCGCAAAAGCUCCACCAAAUCAAUCCAUGACAAUCGAAUCGUGGCUACCAACAGCACCAACUAUACGACUGGCUCAAUGUAUGCAAAUAAAAUGUAAUAUACGGAUAGAGUGAAGAUGGAGAUUGAUUUAGUCAUUCAUUUGUAGAGAUUAAAGUGGAUGAAUCCAGAACAAGAGAUUUAUAAUAGAUAAACAGCGAAUAGAUAAAGCAUCUGUUUCAAAGCGAUGCGAUAUGCCAAAUAAUAAGAUUAGAAUCAAGCACACUCUAAUAUUAUGAACAUGGCCAUUAAAUGAGAUUUAAGCGUUAAACUAAGUGAAAUAUCGUGGAAAAUUUCCAUAAUCGCCGUUUGUUUAACGUGCACACUUCCAUCAAGAGCAUCAAUAAUCUGCAUGCAUACAUACACUUCGUAUACGAAGGCAAGAAAGUUUUAAGCAUAUAAAAUAUGGAUUGUUUGUGUUCUCGGUGACGAAAAUUCAGUGUUUGUUGGUACUUUGCAAUUAGAUGGUAUUAUUUUGUCAAUAUUCGACACUUUUACGAAACAUACAUGACUCUCUUCCGAGAAUAUGGAACAUACACUGUAGACUUUGUCGUCAUACCGUACCGACUCGUAUGCAAGCAAGUCGUUUCUAAUUAUUUUCUCAUAAAAUAGACACGAGGUAAACAGAAUAUUAAAUUUCAUAUAGAACAGAAACAAAAGCUGAUUUCUCAGACUUACCGAACUGUAUCACGCGUUGCAUGCGUUCGGGGAAAACUCCGAUAUAAAUAGGUCAGAGAAAGCUCUGUACUUUUUCUUCAUUUUUCUUUAUUGUUGUUGUCGUUGAGUGGCGUCUGAUUCUCAAAGGAUGAAACAUAACAAUCAUCAUUUAAAUCACAUGAAAUGAAGUCUUGAGUCGAGUGGCAUGAGGCAACACGUGCACAAGUUGCUACAUGCACACAUUUGUCCAACGCAAUUUGCUGUAUGCCCAUACUUUGUUCGUAUUCUAUUCUUUGGGGGCUUUUUCCGGUGUAAUGGGUUUUGUUUUUGAGCUUCUCAUUCAAAUCCGACAUUUAAUUCUACCCAGUUUUUCAUUCUUCCAUUCGAAAUAUUGAAUACUUAGUUGUUCUCAAUUUAAUAAUGUAACAAAACCAAAAGUUGUCUCGAAGUUUACACUUUAUCUAACCACAAAAAUCUGGUAUUUAUGCGGAACCAAGUGGAUUUUCGAAUGAAGUUGAGCACUUAGUUCAGAAAUGGAUCCCAUUGUUUAGAAUGUUGUGCUUUGAUUUUUGAAUGGUAAACUUUUCGUUCUACGUAACGGCAACUUUACAAAUGAACUCUGUUGUGUCUGCAAGUGAAGCAAAUGUUUGGCACUCAUUGGCGUUGACAUGGUGAAGUGGUCGAAAUCGUGGGACAAAUUGCCAAAAAAAUGUAUCGUAAACUUUUCUAAUAAAAUUUCAUACGAAAUGAGUUUUGCGAAUUUUUCGGGUGUAAAUUAAAUUGUUGAAGUUCAUCAGUGUACGCACUUUGGGCUGUACUAAUGUUCCUAAAUAAUUCAUUACGGGAAAUGACCACUGACGAUUCACCAGUCAUUUUGUGAAUGUGUGUGUUUUUCAUGGAAGUUUGCUCGUCAAUAGAACCAAGCGACUUAUUGAAACGAUUCCAUGAAUGAAUUGGUGUAAUGCUUUAGUAAAUUUUCGAAAUAUUCAAAUCAAACUAGUGUUGCAUUUGAAGUGGCAUACCACAUCUAACAAAAGCCACAAAUUGGUUUACAUAUUGGAUAUCUCGAUUUUAAUUAAUAAAUGCUACCCGAAAUGGGCAACGUAACAUAAGUCGAAUGUUAAUAAUAAUGUAAGUGUUACUUGUAAUGUUAUCAUUGGUAACACUAUCAGCAGCAGCUGCAGCUAGUAACUAAGUUUUAUGGGUUUUGAUACGUAUCAAAAUGAAUUCCUUCUUCAUAGAUGUUUAGUGCUAAGUUUUUCAAAUCUACACACAACCAGGCUAAAUGCCGGCCCCUCCAAUGUCGGAACACACAUUUCAGUCGGAUCCAAUCGAUCUUUUCGAUGGCAACGACACUUAUCUGGUUGUUACCUUAACAAUUUUAUUCAUUACUAGAUUACUACUCCUUAAAUCUAAUUGCAAUUGAUGUUUUAUUAAAAUUUAAAAUUAAAUAAUGAAAAUAGUUGUAAUAUUUUUAGUCUCAAAACUAAUUUUUAAAUUAUUCAAAACAACCCAACAAGUUUCUAUAGGCUCUAAAGUCGAUACAUCGAAUCAAUAAAACAAGAAAAAACAAACGAACCAAUUAUCCUCCCUGUAAAUAAUGAAUUGAAUUCGUCCUUCGUGUGAAGUAAACCAGAAAAAAACCAAUGUAUGCGGAAAAUGUGUAAAUUGGAAUCUAAUACCUAAGUUGCUCGCUCAUAGGAUUAAUUUAAGCAUAACCAUUUACUGUUUUCUUUAGAUAGGCAAUGUAAUUAAAGCAUAGAUUUUAAAUUGUGUAUAAAGUUGCGCGCGGAUGGAAUAUGCAAUAAAUCCGGCUAUCGUUUUGUUGCACACUACCAACCCUCCCCAACACAAAAUCAAUCUAAUUUAUUGGGGCAACCUUGAAAAACACCAACCCAACGAUCGCGUGAAGUGGAUUUUAAUUGCAUUUCCAAAUGCAACAACAAGCAUAUUGAACAAUUAAUGUGAUAAUGAACAGAAACAAAAACUAAAAGACCGAACAUAGUUUCGCGCGCCGUGCACAAAAACGAAAAAUGGCACUCGAAAAUCAUUCGAUUUAUAUGCAACAAACUAGAUGGAAAAUGGCACAAAGUAAUCGUUUUUUUUAUUGAAAAUUCCGGCGAAGCUUCUUGUCUUCUCUAUUUAUUACAUGAUAAGAUUUACCAUGCCAAACGACAUACACACACAAUUGAAUUGUGAAACCAUUAACUAUAUAUUGUAAGAUUUCAAGCUAUACUACAUCAAUACAGUUCCAGAGUAGGUGUUUUACAUUCAGCGUCGGGUGCAUUUUGCACAACCGAAUGAAUUUGUGUGGGAAAAAUAUAACUGACAGCACGGGGUAAUCUUUUUUCGUUGCAAGGCAAUAGACCGUUUGAUUAAAGAAAAACAUCGUUGAUUUAUGUGCUUUAUAAAGACUUCUGGAAAAAGAUUCAUUCAUUUUGUAGAACGAAAAUUCUACAUAAUUUUCUGUCUCUCUCUCUCUCUCUCUCUCUUUGAUACCGUCGCAAAAAGGGUAUUUCGAUUUUUCCACUUUUAUUCCUUCAUUUUUUUAUCGCUUGAAUUUAUUUACAUAUUUAUAAUCUUGGUAUGAGAAAAGGUAGCUGGCUCUGACAAAAUAUAUUUCAAUCACUUCAUACGCUUGAUGUUCCACAUUUUUCCAAAAUGUUCGAAAUUUUUCCACACAGACGAAAAACACUUGACUUUUAAAUCAGAUUGUUUUUGUUCGGUCGGUUUUGCCUCAUUUAUGCCAACUCAAUGCAGAUGCAGAUCGUUGAAAUUGCAAGUCACGAACCACGUGGACCUUGGAAAAAAUCCAGCAAUUUUAAGUGGUCAGCGAUUCUGCGAAGCAGAUUCUGCUGUUCAAUUAACUGCCGUAGAAAUUGGAAUUGCGCGUAUCAGUACAAACACGUUCUUGAAUUACUUAUGGCGCAGGCAAUUUGGUAAAAAAUGCUAAUGAUUUCGAUGGAAACAGUCGGCAAAUGAUUAAAUACGAGCUCAUGAAUACCCGUGGGAUAUACCGAGUGUCUCGCCACCAUUGGCAAUUUAAAAGAACACUCGAAAUGUGUUUUCGAACCGAUUCAAUAGUUGUGGAAUAGAAUUUAGGGUGCGCUAUGGCCAUGGCCAAGAGCAUGUUACAACAAUGUAAAAUUUCUUGGAAACAUGUCACAUGGAUCUUGAUUGCCGAUGCCAUGAUUUACAUGCGAUGCUCAUCGAUCUGAUGAACCAAAAUCACAGCUAAAAUUUCAUUCAUCUAUUCAUUUCACUUCGCAGCACCAAGUGUCAUUGUAUUACGUUUGAAAUGAUUUCAUACCAAAGCGAGUUAUCGAUUCCCAUUGGCACAAGCCUCAUGCUUUGUGACAUUUUUUUUUCUUUUCUGUUGAUUUCUUCAUUUCCUUUCAUUGUCCCACUGAUUUUUCCUGGCAACGUCAUCUCGAACAAACCGUACGAUCUUGAAAAGACCUAUUUAUUUAUACAAAGAAAAGAUACUUAAAUGAAUUAUGUAAUUUAACUUUGACUUUUGUAAUGUUGGCAGAACAGCUUUAACCGAGAGAGUGUAAUAUUUCCGAUUACGAUUGUGUGAAUAGAAAAAAAAAGAAUGCGGAAGAAAGAUGCCUUUUGAACUUUGAUCCAAUUACGGUUUCACGACGCAAAAGUGGUUAAGCUACGAGGUAAAGGAAAAAUACACCAUUUCCAGGAGGUUGAAACAAGCAACAGUUCAACGGAAGUGAGUGCGAAUCACCAUAGUAAUCGAUUUAAAUUUUGACGAUAAUGUCAACCUAUUUCAAUAAAUUUGGACGUUUUGUGUUGCGUUUCGCAGAAAUUUCGUCAAAAGUCAUCGUUUGAAAUGUGUUACAGUUUCAAUAGAAACCUGACGACCAGUUUCACAAUGGCCGUUUGAAAUGUAAAUGAAAUCAUUGAGUGAACGCACACAGUGCCACGCAAACGGCAUGACGGCAUGCGAGCAUCAGGUGAAUGUGAUUGUAAAUUUCAGCACUGUUUUUUUAAACGGCACCAACAUUUCGAAUGGAGAUUAACAUUUAACCGUAUAAAGUAACCUAUUGAGAAACAAUGUAUUGUGUAAAUACAAAGGAAUUAAAAUGUUAUAUGUAAAAUUCUUUAGAUUACGUUUUUUUUCUGUCGUCGCGUAAAACCAAUAUACAAAUCAAACAAGUUGAACAAAAGGAUUAUUUAAAUCAUAAGGGAGAUUAAAUUAUCGGGAAAAAAUGGGAAAAACAAUUGAAAUUCAUUUUUUGUUGUUGGCACAAUGUACGAAAAAUAUUAAAUUAAAUAUCAAUUGGUUUCGCCAGUUUAUUUUUGUUAUUGCUUCAGUUUUAUCGCUAUUGUUGCCAAGAGCACGUAUCAAACGGUUAAAUUCAAAUUGUUUCUUCAAAUGAGUGAUAUGAUCAUUUUGUUACCAUCGACAUGUUCCAUCGAAACUGAUUGACUCGUAUUCUUCGAUUAAUGAGUUCAUAUCAAUGAUUGAUUGAAAUCAACAUACAGAAAUAAACAAACAAAUGAAAAUAUUUCAAUCAAACAUGGUAUAAUACAUUGAAUGAAUUCCCUUCGGGUGAUUCAUCAUAAAAUAUCCGCAAACAAUGUUUUUUUUCCAUUUCGUAGAAUGGAAUUUAAAAAAACAUUUUCAUUUAAAACCCGAGAGGAAGAAAGAAAGAAAGAAGAAGAGAAAAAAAAACCUGGAAUUUUUAUAAGCUUAAAAUUAACAAAAUGCAAAUAAUAAACAAAAAUCCAUUUAAUGCAUUGAAAACAUUUGUAGUUGUUGAAAAAAAAAACAAGAAUUUUAUCCAUAGUACAGAUUAACACACAGAUUUAAACACUAUAUUUUGAAUUAUAAAGAGAGAUUUAAUGUUGAGUAAAACAAUUUGUCCAUGUUUAACAUUCUAACAAACCCACAAAAGAAGAGUCAAGUGUAUACUUGUACAAAUAUAAAUAUAUUUUAACAUGAUGGUAUUCGGAUAAGGAAUGUCGCGAGAUAAUAAAAAAGAAGCUGAGUAUCUGAUAUAUUUUCGUCUUUAUUCCAGCAUAUGAAUGUUAAUAAAAAGAAAUAUUUUGUAUUGCAAACCAAAGGGUUUUAUUUCAAACAAAAACACUUUCAACACCUUUCUCAUCGAAAAGGAAAAAGG
Sitodiplosis mosellana (orange wheat blossom midge) is the source of this 8996-nucleotide messenger RNA. RefSeq lists its product as uncharacterized. The record is from RefSeq and is a predicted model, not a curated record. Gene Ontology annotation, biological process: neuropeptide signaling pathway. The coding region runs from base 1022 to 3262 and encodes 746 amino acids. The transcript has 8 exons. NCBI's taxonomy places the organism in Eukaryota, Metazoa, Arthropoda, Insecta, Diptera, Cecidomyiidae. Gene Ontology annotation, cellular component: membrane. Gene Ontology annotation, molecular function: neuropeptide receptor activity.